This is a messenger RNA of Silurus meridionalis, 2152 nucleotides long. RefSeq names its product NOP58 ribonucleoprotein homolog (yeast) (gene nop58). The record is from RefSeq and is a predicted model, not a curated record. Gene Ontology annotation, molecular function: snoRNA binding. Gene Ontology annotation, cellular component: small-subunit processome; box C/D methylation guide snoRNP complex. Bases 135 to 1808 code for a protein of 557 amino acids. The transcript has 15 exons. Lineage: Eukaryota; Metazoa; Chordata; Actinopteri; Siluriformes; Siluridae.
GCGCAUGCGCACAAGCACGCCUCGUUUUUCCUUACCGCGUGGUAAGAAGUUAAUGUGCUGCAUCGCACGAGUCCGCUCUCACCCGGGGAGCACGAGUUAUAUACAUCAAAUAUAUACAAUAUAAUCCGUCAAAAAUGUUAGUUUUAUUCGAAACAGCUGCCGGAUAUGCAAUAUUUAAGGUGCUGGAUGAGCAGAAGCUCCAGCAGGUCGACAGCCUGUGGAAGGAGUUUGAGACGCCAGAGAAAGCCAAUAGAAUAGUGAAACUGAAGCACUUUGAAAAGUUUCAGGACACAACCGAAGCUCUGGCAGCGGCCACCGCUUUAGUGGAGGGGAAGAUCGGGAAGACGUUGAAGAAGGUUCUGAAGAAAGUGGUGGCUAAGGAGGCUCACGAGCAGCUGGCGAUAACAGACGCAAAGCUGGGAGGAGUUAUCAAAGACAAGCUAAACCUGAGCUGCGUGCACAGUCCUGCUGUGGCUGAGCUCAUGAGGGGCAUCAGGACUCAGAUGGAGGGUCUGAUCACCGGGCUUCCUCCUCGAGAAAUCAGUGCCAUGUCUCUGGGUCUGGCUCACAGCCUUUCCCGUUACAAGCUGAAGUUCAGUCCUGACAAAGUGGACACCAUGAUUGUUCAAGCCAUAUCUCUUUUGGACGAUUUGGACAAGGAGUUGAAUAACUACAUCAUGCGCUGCCGUGAGUGGUACGGCUGGCACUUCCCAGAACUCAGCAAGAUCGUCACGGACAACCUGGCGUACUGCAAGGCGGUCCGCAAGAUCGGUGACCGUACAAACGUGGCGACCACCGAUCUCUCCGAAUUGCUUCCGGAGGAGGUGGAGGCAGAGGUUAAACUAGCUGCUGAGAUCUCCAUGGGAACAGAAGUGUCCGAAGAGGACAUCAGCAACAUCAUGCACCUGUGCGACCAGGUUAUCGAGAUCUCGGAGUAUCGCACUCAGCUGUAUGACUACCUAAAAAACCGCAUGAUGGCCAUCGCGCCGAAUCUGACUGUCAUGGUCGGGGAACUGGUGGGGGCUCGGCUCAUUUCUCAUGCAGGUUCUUUGCUGAACUUGGCCAAACAACCGGCGUCUACAGUGCAGAUCCUGGGGGCGGAGAAAGCACUCUUCAGAGCACUGAAGACCAGAAGGGACACGCCCAAAUACGGUCUUAUCUACCACGCUUCUCUAGUGGGCCAGACCACAGCCAAGAACAAGGGCAAGAUCUCCAGAAUGCUGGCGGCCAAGACAGCCCUGGCAAUCCGCUACGACGCUCUGGGCGAAGACACCAACGCCGAGAUGGGAGUGGAGAACCGAGCCAAGCUGGAGGCUCGGCUACGCUUCCUUGAGGAGAAAGGGACCAGACGCAUCAGUGGAUCAGGAAAAGCUCUGGCCAGAGCAGACAAGUAUCAGCACAAGAGCGACGUUAAAUUGUACGACCCGUCUGGCGAUUCGACGCUUCCAACUGCCUCCAAAAAGAGAAAGAUAGAGGAGGUGGAGGAGGCAGAGGAAGAAGACAAGCCAGUGGAGGUUAAGGCCAAAAAAGCAAAGAAGGAAAAGCCAACAGAAGAAGCCGAAGAGGCACAAGAAACAGAGACGCCCAAGAAGAAGAAGAAAAAGAAGAAGCACCAAGAGGAGGAAGUGGAGAUGGAGGAGGAGGAGGAGGUUGUAGCUGCUCCAGCUGAAGAGACGACAGAGAAAAAGAAGAAAAAGAAAGAAAAGAAAGUUGAAGCACCCAUGGAGGAGGAAGCUGAGGCAGUUAUCAGUCCCACAGAAGAGACUACAGAGAAAAAGAAGAAAAAGAAGAAAAAAGUUAAAGAAUGAGGACAAUACAUUUCCCACUUUAAUCAUCUUCAUUGCUUAUGUAAAUUUAUACAUCUUUGGACUUUAUGUUGUGGUCACAUGACCUGCAUGAUUUAUUUAUUUUAUUUUUUAAUGUUUCAGAAAAUCUUCUGUUCAUAGCUCAGUUGGAAAUCAUGAAUAUCUUCACUGUAAACCGUUUCACCUUGUGUGCCCGCGACUUAAUUUCCUUUUAGAAUUUGUUUUAGUUUUAAGAAAAUGAAAUGUUACGUAAACAUGCAUUACAUCAUAAAGCUGAGCUGUCGAGAGAAACGUGUCCACUGUGAGGACGUUUCACCUGUCAUUUAAAUAUAGUAUUUUAUCUCAUG